This is a messenger RNA of Mycena indigotica, 1353 nucleotides long. Its product is annotated as Aminotran-5 domain-containing protein. The transcript has 5 exons. The coding region runs from base 1 to 1353 and encodes 450 amino acids. The record is from RefSeq and is a predicted model, not a curated record. Lineage: Eukaryota; Fungi; Basidiomycota; Agaricomycetes; Agaricales; Mycenaceae.
AUGAUCAAGCCGUGUUCCCUAUUACUUCGCUCGUGCCCCGCAAAAGCCGUCCAUAAAAAGCGAAUGGUCCCAUUGGCCAUCCGAGUCCCCGGGUUAUCGCAACCCGUGCCGGAAUCGAUUUUCACAUCGCUUCGAUGGCGGCCCCCCAUAUCCUCGACGUCGACUUUGCUCGCUCGCAGUUUCCAGCACUCAAAGCUGGCUUCAUCUUCGCCGACAACGCCGGGCGGCAGCCAAGUUACCCAGUCCGCCAUCGAUCUCAUCGUCGACUAUCUCACCAACACCAAUGCCCAACUGGGAGCCGACUACAGCGUCUCGGCUGUGAGCACGGCGCGGGUGGAGAGCGCGGCAGAGGAAGCGAGGAAGCUGUUCAAUGCCGAGAGCAACAGCGAAAUUGCCUUUGGACCCAGCUCGACAAGCAAUCUGGAGAAUCUGGCCAGAGGACUGGAGCCUGAUAUCCAGCCUGGAGACGAGUUUAUCGUCACUGGGGAGCACGAAGCUAAUUGCGGCCCCUGGAAGAAACUUGCAGCACGACGUGGAGCCGUGGUCAAAUACUGGCAUUCCACGCCAACCCACCCCAAUAAUCCCUAUUCAUUCUCCCUCAAAGUGGAAGACUUGUUGCCCUUGAUCACCGCCAAAACACGGAUCGUGGCAUUUACUGCGACCUCGAAUUUGCUUGGAUCGGUUGUGCCAGUCCAAGAGAUUACCAGGGCCCUCAGAGCAGAUGCCGCUGCGAAAGGCGCGAAGAAAGUAGAGGUUUCAAUUGACUGUGUUGCUUACGCACCACAUCGCCGGAUGGACGUGAAAGCUUGGGAUAUUGACUUCUGUGUCUUUUCGUUUUACAAACUCUACGCGCCGCACAUUUCUGCCCUCUACAUCCGAAGCUCGGCCCUCGCUUCCUCCGUCACGUCCAUUGUUCACCACUUCAUUGCCCCUGUCGUUCCUUAUCUGCUUUCACUCACUCCCGCCAACGAUCUCGACGCCACUUUUGCGGCUAUUGCGGCACACGAAACUCAACUGGCGACAAAACUUCUUACCUUCCUUACCGCGCCAGAACAGGUGAAACGCGGUGUCUUCGUGGUCGGUAUUGAGGAGCCUAGCGUCAACAGACUUCCAACUGUCUCGUUUGUCGUCGCUGGUGAUAGACCGCUCAACAGUCGAGAUGUUGUUCGAGUUUUCGAUGAACACGGCGGGAUUGGCAUCCGUUAUGGUCAUUUCUAUGCAUAUGACCUCGCGACACGCCUCCCCCCUCCUGUUGACAAAGAAAAUGGUGUUGUGCGGAUCUCUUUGGUCCAUUAUAACACGUUGGAGGAGGUGGACACGAUUCUUGGGGUGCUGAAGGGUGUUCUUGCGUGA